AUGGCGUCUCCUGUCUCGCUCGCCGCGACCUCAGAGGUUGACCCCCCAAGUUCUCCUGGUCAACCCGAAGCCAAAUCAUUUGCUUCUCGAGCCAUGACCGAGGACGACGAUACUCAGAUGGGCAAUGCCACUCCUGACCCCCAAGAAAAGUCGUCUCGUGCGAAAAGCAAAUCAUCACAGAACAAAGACAAGGAUAAGGACAAGGAUAAGGAUGCAGCGAAUCAGCCGACGAUUGGCAAGAUACGCCAUCUGAAGAAGGAGGAUGGCGAGCCCCUUUGGAGAGAAGACAUCCAAUACGACUUUCUCAAGGCAGUUUUCGAUAACGAGCAGUCUGUCUUUACCAACUCUUACGAGCCGAAACGACUACAGCGACAAUGUUUUGCAGAUCUUUACAUUGAUACCAUGUCUCGCAGCUCAAAAACCAGCAAAGUACUUCGAGACAAGCUCCUCAGCGAUAGAGAGGCUGCCAAGGGAAUGGCAAUGGUUUGUCUUCUUGUCAACAUGGGCCGCAUGAACACGACUCUAAACUUCUUUCCUGAGAUGCGAGCUCAGCUCCGUACAUAUCAUGCCAUUCCUUCGCUUCAGGCUCGCCAGGACCCUCAUGCUUACAAGCAGCUCCAGGAUGCACCUCGUCUCAAAUCCAUUUUGAAAGGUGGUGCAGAUGAUCGAGAAGAACCAAACUCCCUGGACAAGAUCAAAUCGCUGGACACCCCUCGCACAAACCCUGUCAAUCUCAUUUUUGUGAUGUGCAACGCAGCUCAAAAGAUUGCAGAGCUUCAUUUCCCUCGCCAUCGCGAGCUUCAUGAUCUGAUCAUGAAGACCGAGUACACGAGCCAGUCUCGAGCCAAUGCCUUCUUGUGGCUCAUGUGGUUCUAUCUUGAGUCUGACUUCACGGAAGAAGGUUGUGACGAGAACCCUUUCGGCCCUGGUGUCGACUACGGGCUGGAUGUAGCAAACCAGGGAGUGCCCCAUCUUGUAGAGAUGACGAAAGAAGAGAAAGCCAAGGAGAAUAUCGACACUGAAGAAGAAAUCGAGUUUGGUCGCGCCAAGCAGAAGAUGCGAGCCAAGAUACUUGAAAUGGACCAGGCUUAUCUUAACGAGAGAGACACCAAGAGAGGCAAGAUGCGGCCAUCAUUCGCCGAAGACGGCCCUGCAAUUCUUCCUCGCAUAAGGCCAUCCAAACACGAGUCUGAUAUGGACAGCACCAGGUCGACACCGCCACCUAGAGCGUUAGGCGGUCGCGGUCUUAACUCGAGUCGCAGAGGUGCCCCGCUUAAGUAUCAGAUCUUCGAGGGCUCAUCACCAGCACAUCAUGUCAACGAGGGUGUGGUGGCCAGAAAACCUCGGCCUCCUACAGCGCACCAACUAGCCGUCGAGCGAAACAGGAGUCAAAGAGUCGAGUACAUUCUCGAUCGAGGUCUUCGGCGCCAGCAUCAUAAGAGUCGUAAACUCAGAAAGCAGGAUGGUGCUAUCUUCCGAGCGUAUCAGCGAGUCAAUGCUCAAGAAGAUCCGUUUGAGGACAGUGACGAUGAGACUUCUCUACCACGAAACCUAACCUAUGGAGACAAAACUCCAGGGCCAUUCCGUGAGAAGGGUGUGGGUGGACUCUGCCUUUUGACGAAAGAAAAAGAUGAUUUUGGUGAAGAAGUCAGCGCUUAUGCUGCUGCUUUAAGAAGGGCAACAAGACGCCUAGCUCGUUGGAGACCGCAGGCUCAUGAACUGGGUGUCAUUGCCCCUGUCAAGCGACCAAGGCCAAAGAAGGCUGAAGACGAUGACUUGGAUCUGGACUUGGACGACGAUCUUGACGGAGACAAACAUGACGGAGAUCUCAACGGCGACAUGACACUUGGAGAUGUUACACUUGGGGAUGUCACAGUGGGAGACAUGACAGCUGGAGACAUGACUAUGGGCGACGUUACAAUGGACGACGCCGAAGUUGAGGAUCAAACAGUUCUUCACGAUGACGAUGAUGUGGACGACGCAGACCGAACAGAGGUAAUGGGCGAUUCCGACAUUGAUUAG
Messenger RNA from Fusarium coffeatum, 2022 nucleotides. RefSeq lists its product as uncharacterized. The coding region runs from base 1 to 2022 and encodes 673 amino acids. NCBI's taxonomy places the organism in Eukaryota, Fungi, Ascomycota, Sordariomycetes, Hypocreales, Nectriaceae. The transcript is spliced from 2 exons. Gene Ontology annotation, cellular component: Ino80 complex. The record is from RefSeq and is a predicted model, not a curated record.